Messenger RNA from Andrographis paniculata, 1023 nucleotides. Its product is annotated as putative leucine-rich repeat receptor-like serine/threonine-protein kinase At2g19230. Bases 56 to 925 code for a protein of 289 amino acids. The transcript has 8 exons. The record is from RefSeq and is a predicted model, not a curated record. NCBI's taxonomy places the organism in Eukaryota, Viridiplantae, Streptophyta, Magnoliopsida, Lamiales, Acanthaceae.
CAAUACUAAUUAUGAUUCAUCAUUCUUAUCGAAAAAAUUAAAUAAAAUAAAAUCAAUGUCGACGAAUUCUUCUCUUGUCUUUGCAUUCUUUGUUGUCUUAAUUUCAUCUGUUGAUGGAAGGAGAAUCUUGUCGAAAGAUUUAAAUGGCGAAGCGAUUGAUCCUUCCAAUGUUACCGCAGCUUCACUUGCCACCGGUGCGACGAAUCAGAAUGAUGUGGUAGGGUUGAUGAUAUUGGUGGGAACAUUUUUUCAACUGUACGAGGUAGUUGAUGAUCCUUGUUUUGCUCCAAAGUUGUCAUGGAUUGAAUGCAAUUCUGAUCCCAACCCCAGGGUUAUUGCGCUGAACCUUAGGGACAAGAAGCUGGCUGGAAUUCUCCCUGACUUCAGUAUUAUGACUGCUCUUCAGACCAUUGACUUGUCGGAAAAUGCAUUAAUCGGAAGCAUUCCUCUAUUCCUCGGCAAUUUUGCAGAUCUUCAAAUAUUGAACUUAGCCGAUAACGGCUUCUCCGGAGUAGUGCCCAAUUCACUCUCUUGCAAAAAGGACUUGAAUUUGAUCCUAAGAGGUAAUCCUGACUUAGACAAGUCGAAUUCAUGCUCGACUUCAUCUAACAACAACAACAACAACGUUGUUCCCUCUCCUUGGAGAGACAACGAUAGCAGCAACAAUGCCGGCGUUGACUUUGAUGUCCCGACGAAAAGAUCAAAGCCGAAAAAGAAAAACAACCGCCUCGCCAUAAUCCUCGGCACGGUAAUCCCCGCCUUCGUCGCAUUAUGGAUCGCCGUCGGAGUCUUUGCCAUACGCCACCACAAGGCUAAAUCUGCUGUUGCCGUUGCUGAGGUUGCUGCCAAUUCAGAAGUGAAAAAUAUGCCAGCGGAGGAGAUGCCCAUUAAGACUACUGCUGGCAAUAAUAUUACUUCACCAUAAUACCUCUUUUUUAAUUUAUGUUAAUUAAUUAAUUAAUUAAUGCAUUCUCUUCAUUUAUUCUUUUUACAUAUAAAAUGCUCUGUACACAUGCCACCACA